AUGUUGACCAUUUCUUCGUUUGUUUUCUUCGUUCUGCUUGCCGCCAUGGCGGCGUACUGGCGCCAGGAUCUAUUUGAGCUUGUUGGAAGUGUGGUGGUAGUUUCUGCGGUGCUUGUCGCGGGGGCUUGCAGUCUGAGCAGUGGUCCCCGUGCCUGGUUCUUGUGUUUGCUACAAACUGUAGCGAAGUUGGCCGUAGAGCCAAAAAUUGAGAUUGUCUACGCCGAGGCCGACGAGGCCUCGGCCAAAGAAAACGCAAGGCUGAGAGCCCAGGUGGUGGAUUUGGAACAGCAGCUCCGUGGUACGGAGGCACGAGCACGUGUUUCCGAGGUAGCCCGGGAGACCGACAAGAAACGCCACGACAAGGAGGUCCGACACCUGGAUUCUCAAUUGGCGACCGUCUCCCGGGGUGUCAAGGAAACCCUGCGCGCGAAGGAUCAGGCCCUCGGCGAGUGCCGCCACUGGCGGCGCAAGUUUGAGGACCUGGAAGACCUACAGCAGCAGGCCCAGGAAAACCCUGUUCGCGGGAUCCAGGGACGUGCUCGUUGGGCCCCGGCCAAGGAAUACGGAGUGGUGAAGCGGGAAUGUGGUCGACCGGCAAGAGAGUUGACUGCCAUUGCGCAGGUGGCGAUCGUCAAUGCGGCGUGGAAGUCCAAGAUGGUCAGUUGCGAGUCCAAGCUGGCAAGUUUCGAGAGCGAGGCCAGAGACUAUGUGGCUCGGACAACUGGCCAGAUUGGGUCUCUUCACGCCGCCGCCACCGCGCUCAGCGAGGAGAACGCAUACCUCAAGAAGCAGAUCCAGGCAAAGCCCGACAUCUCCCACGAGCUGGCCCAGCAGCGACUAGAGGAUGCGGUGCAGCGCACAAUGGUGUUUGCCGACCAGCAGCAUGAGGAGCGUGUCAACUCGCUGAAGCAAACUUACCUCAAGGAGCUGAUGGCAGCCAAGGUCGACUACGAGGGAAAGCUGAAGAAAGCAACAGCAGAAAUUGAGGCAAAGGAGACCGCGCUGGCCCAGCAGCGUGAGGCGGCUGAGAGCGCCACCCAGGAGAUCAACUCCUUGAAGGGCCAACUCGCCGCCAACGAAGCGCAGAUGGGCGAGCUGCGGGAAGCCAAUGCCAAAAUUGCUGGUGAUCUACGGGUCACGAAGGAAGAAAAUGCCAAGCUUGACCAGCAGUUGGAGCAAGGAACUGCUGAGGUCGUCAGGCUUGUGCAGGAGAGCGACGGCCAUGAAAGGGCCGGCAAGAGGCUGCGAGAGAAGUACACUAGGUUGAAGUCUACGAACAACACUCUUGUGGAGGAGAAGGUGCGCCUUGAGGGGGAGGUCGAGUGGAGGGAGGUAGCGCUGUGCGAGGCUGCAGAGUCAGGUGAAAAGGCUUACCAAGAGGUGCACAAGUUGAAGCACCAGGUACAAAGAUUGGAGGACGACAACCAAAUCCUGGCGGAUCAUAAUGAGGAGAUCUUCUGUCACUCGAUAAGAGAAGACCUCAACCACCAGCAGACUCAGGCCAGAGUGAGCAACCUCGAGAACCAGGUGGCGAACUAUCAAACCGCAGAAGCAGCGGAAAUUACUCAAGCCGUGCAAGGGUUCGGUAUGAGUGCUGACUAA
Messenger RNA from Penicillium concentricum, 1602 nucleotides. RefSeq lists its product as uncharacterized. NCBI's taxonomy places the organism in Eukaryota, Fungi, Ascomycota, Eurotiomycetes, Eurotiales, Aspergillaceae. The coding region runs from base 1 to 1602 and encodes 533 amino acids. The transcript is spliced from 2 exons. The record is from RefSeq and is a predicted model, not a curated record.